UUUCGCUUUAAUUUUACUAGAUCAAUCUUCAAUGAAGUUACAAAAAGAAACACCCUUCUCGAGAUUAUUAUGGUCUCCGCCAAAAAAUUACUAAAUGCUGAUCGAUGUGCUCUGUUUUUGGUUGAUAACGAAAAUCAAGAACUCUACGCUGAUUUAUUCGAUGAAAGUGAACCAUUUGGCGAUAUUAAGAUAGUGCCCAAGGAAAAGGAUAUCAGAUUUUCAGUCAAAAAAGGCAUUGCAGGACAUGUUGUAACACAUGGACAGAUGCUUAAUGUAUCAGAUGCUUAUAAAGAUUCAAGAUUCAAUCGAGAUAUUGAUAUAAAGACUGGCUAUACAACUCGAUCCAUUUUGUGCAUGCCAAUCAUGAAUAAAGGCCGCUGUAUAGGUGCUAUUCAAAUGUUGAAUAAAAUCAAUGGGGAUUUUACGAAAGAAGAUGAAGACGCAUUUAGGAUAUUUACAGUUUAUUGCAACUUGGCACUCCAUACAUCCGAGAUCUAUGUACAACUGCGCAAAUCAGAGAGCAAAAGGAAAGUUGCCCUCGAUUCCUACUUUUAUCAUAGCAGUUGUACAAAUGAAGAAAUGGAAGAUGUUAUUGCUUCCCCAUAUUUACAGUCAGAAUUAAUACCUACUCGCAUAGAAUCUGCCGAAUAUACAGAUCCGAAUAUAUUGCCCCGACUCUUCUUGCAUAUGUUUAGGGAAUUAUUUGGAACAACUGGAUUCGAUGUGUUCGAUUUAUGUCGAUUCACCUUGACCUGUCGUAAAAAUUAUCGCCGAGUACCAUACCAUAACUGGUAUCAUGCCUUCAAUGUAACGCAUAGCAUGUAUUACAUAAUCAAGAACAGCCCUGGCAUGUUUGAUCGUCUAGAGUGUUUGGCAAUGUUUAUUGGGUGUUUAUGUCACGAUUUAGACCAUCGGGGAACAAAUAAUGCUUUCCAGGUCAAGUCAGAAAACCCCUUAGCUGAUUUGUAUUCAACCUCAGUACUGGAACAACACCAUUUCAAUAUGACAGUGAUGAUACUGCAGCGUGAUGGACACACCAUCUUAUCGAGCUUAUCAAAAGAAGAUCACGAAAUAGUUAUGAAUUAUAUCCAUGACGCAAUUAUCGCUACCGAUUUAGCUCUCUACUUUGGCAAUCGAUCAACUUUACAAAAGCUUGUAGACAACAAAGAGUUCGACUGGAACAUCCAACGCCAUAGAUCCCGAGUUCGAGGAUUAGCAAUGACUGCAUGCGAUCUUAUUGCCGUUGCAAAGCCAUGGAAAUACCAAUUUGAAACUGUCAAGCAAAUUUUUGCCGAAUUUUACGAUCAGGGUGAUGUAGAAAAGAGAUUAGGUAUAGCACCAGUUCCUAUGAUGGAUAGAGAUAAGGAAUCGGAAUUACCAGCUAAUCAGGUCGGCUUUAUAAAUGGAAUCUGUUUACCAUGCUACGAGUUGUUAGCAUACCUACUACCCAACACUCAGGCAAUGGUAGAUAAUAUUAUGUAA
Molecule: messenger RNA, 1482 nt
Organism: Trichoplax adhaerens
Lineage: Eukaryota; Metazoa; Placozoa; Uniplacotomia; Trichoplacea; Trichoplacidae
Exons: 15
Biological process (GO): signal transduction; negative regulation of receptor guanylyl cyclase signaling pathway
Molecular function (GO): protein binding; 3',5'-cGMP-stimulated cyclic-nucleotide phosphodiesterase activity
Source: RefSeq, a predicted model, not a curated record